UAUACCGUUGCUGAAACUGAUAUUCUCUUGGUUUUUGAGGAGUGAAUUCUGCGGCUUAGGCUGAAACUGGAACAAACCAUAAGACACAGAGAGAGAGAGAGACAACAGCAAUCGGAGUAUCAAACAAUCAUGUCUCUGGAAAACCUAUUCACAGCACUCACCGACGACAUCAUUCUUAAAAUCUUCCUCAAGCUCGAAGAUGAUCCUCGACACUGGGCUCGCAUGGCUUGUGUCUGCACCAAAUUUUCUUCUCUCAUUCAUUUCUGUUGGAAGAACAAGUGUUCUCUCACCAUUCCUUCCGAUCUUCUCUCCUCUUCCGAUCCACCUUCCUCCCUUCACAAGCUCGCCGUCUGCUGCCCCGGCCUCCUCCACGCCGGCCUCCACUUCGACUCCUCCGACUUCGGCCUCCAACAAGACCUUGGCCCCGACCAUCCCCUCACUAUAACACCAUCACCAUCACCAUCACCAUCAGCAGCAUCCACUAACAAACUUCCUCCUGUUCCUCCUCCUCCUUCUGAAUCUGAUUGCUGUUGGUCCCUCUUCGAUGAUCUUUAUCAUGAUACCCUUUACGAUGUUUCUGAAUCAGAACAACCCCAAUUGUCAGAGGAGGUGGUUCGCGAAGGUGUUGUCUCGAGGGGUUGUAAGAAACGGAAGGCUUGCAGGUCGUGGAAUUCGCAUUUAGCUUCUGGGAGUUGGAGCUUGAGUAGGGAACAGGGUAGCAAGCUCCUCGCUAGACAGUUUCGCGAUGAUUGUUUGUAUGUUUGUGAUUGGCCAGGUUGUGUUCACUUUGAGGAGAAGAGAAAGUACUGUCUUUUCAGAGGGGUUUUCAAGAAUUUCAAACGAACCCGUGUUUGGAGGACUAUCAACGAUGGGAAUCGGAAGAAGCUUGAUCUGGGUUGUGCUUAUUGCAACUCCAAACACACUUGGGAUCUCCACUCUGCUUUCUGCUUGAGGCGAGGUUUUGGGUACCAUGACGAUGGGGAGCCUGUGGUUCGAGCUUAUGUUUGUGAGAAUGGUCAUGUCUCUGGGGCAUGGACCGAUGUCCCCAUGUACACAUGAAUCUCAUUUUUUCUUUACCUUAUGUUUGGUUAAUAACUAUUUCCCCGGUUCUGCUUUUAUCAAACCUAGCAUUCUUAAUUUCUUUAUGCUCUGGAGAUGUAAAGACUUCAUGAAGGAACUGAAAGGUAUAUAUCAUCUCGUUUAUGUGUAACGUUAUACAAAUCUUUGAUGAGAAACAAGUUUAGUGUUCACAUUUGGAUUCCCUAUGUACUACAUUUUAUCCCAAGUUUAUGUGAUUUAAGAGUUGUCUCAUAAUUCAAUUCAUGAGAUGGUAGCAAUAGGGCAUGCUUGUAUUGUGCUCAAUAGACUAUCUUGCUAUAUUUUUUUUUUCUUUAAAUUAUUUUUAGGUUUAGAUGGGGUAACUGCAUGUUUUUCCGGGGGAAGAGUGUGUUUUAAACAUUUAACAAUUUCAAAGGGUUCAGCUUAUGCUAUAAACCUUAUAAAAAAAUGGUGAGUGUAAAGAUUGUAAAGAAGGAAAUCGGUUCAUAUCAUAUGGAAAAUCUUGCUUGGGAAAUUGUGAUUGGCAAACCUUCCAUAUUUUGCUCUAGUG
Molecule: messenger RNA, 1609 nt
Organism: Gastrolobium bilobum
Lineage: Eukaryota; Viridiplantae; Streptophyta; Magnoliopsida; Fabales; Fabaceae
Product: phytochrome A-associated F-box protein-like
Exons: 1
Coding region: 130-1059 (309 amino acids)
Molecular function (GO): protein binding
Source: RefSeq, a predicted model, not a curated record